Molecule: messenger RNA, 1372 nt
Organism: Lates calcarifer (barramundi perch)
Lineage: Eukaryota; Metazoa; Chordata; Actinopteri; Centropomidae
Product: small integral membrane protein 10-like protein 2A
Exons: 2
Coding region: 220-420 (66 amino acids)
Source: RefSeq, a predicted model, not a curated record
CACCGUCAUCUGUCCUCCCGGUGACCAAAACAGGGAUCGGUGGGGGAGCUGUCGGGGUGGAGCAGCUCUGCCAACACUACCAGCCAAUGUGAGAAAAAAAUGGAGCUCGGAGUCAGACAACGAUAGAGAUGUGAACUGUCAUACAUCAGUCACCACAUUCUUCGCCUGCUCGCCUGUCUAGCUGUCACCGUACACACCGCCGGGGCACACUUCGCCUUUAUGGCGGGUCUGACUUAUUUAGUGCUCCGGUUUUCGGGCUCCGCUGGUCGGUCCUACGGAGUGUUUUCCAAAGGCUUGACGAGGACUUUGUUGAUAUUUUUUGAUCUCGCAUGGCGACUGCGAAUCAGAUUCCCCUAUAUCUACCUCGUCGCCUCGAUGAUGUUUAAUGUCAGAUUACAGGUACACAUUGAAAUCCACUGAUCAAUCUUCAAUGCCUGCAUUUGGACAAAUAGUGAGCACUGCCAUGUUUCAGUCCUCUUUGAACAAAGAAGUGGCCGAUGCUGCACGUCGACGCAUAGAGAGGAAAUUUAAUUCUGCAAACUGGUGUGUCAAUGCAACAAUAUGACGUGGCUGGCUGUUGCAGUCGGCUCUCGUCAGUGCCUUUUGCAGUGGAAGGACAGUGGUGAUGUCUGCAAAAAACGAGCACACUUGUGCAGUGAUACGGUGGUGGAGGGUGGAGGGAACCGAUGCUUCACGAUCACCUUUUCAUCUCGCCACCUGAGAUUCAGGAGCCGCUCGUCCUGUGUCGGGUGAAGGGUGGAUUUUGACACUGCCUUUUCUCUGGAUGUUGAAGGACUGCGGUGUGGAGUUGAACACAAAAACAGAUGAUCGUUGCUGUGGGACUUUGUAGCUUCCCUUAAUCGUCUGACAUGUAUGUUUAUUAGGCGCUCAGUGUAAACAUCUCACAGUAAAAAACUGGAGCCAUUUCACUUUAAUUUAAAAAGUAAAUAUCUACACAGCAUGACACAAACAAGCAUGUUUUUCGCCCCCUGUGGCACUUAAUUGAGGUUAGCUGUAUAAGCGGUACAUGGUCUUUCAACAGAGGUUUGCUGUAGGUUAACACAACAGCUACCACAACUGUUCUUCUGGGAAUUUGCAGCCUGUCAGUCAAUGCGGUCUCGAAUCAGGAAUCACUGCAUGUCCUCUUUGUGUUUGUACCCACAGGUUGUCAUUCUCACUGUUGUGUUUCUGCAUAUCAGUGGCACUGGGAAGGUUACAUCAGUGAACAAUGUUACCUUCAAAACUAUUUUUGUAGCUGCAUUUGUCCAGAGUGUUUAUCUCUGUGAUAAAUGUGUGUUUGGGGAUUUUGAAGUCACAGAAUUGAGGAGAGGGAUGGUUGAAUUUGAAAAGUAAUAAAUGAAUGAAAUCACCA